UAUUGUACGUGAAUGCUGCAUCACAAAUGUUUUUGUUUUGUUUUAUAAUUUUUUCCUAAUUUAAAUUUCAGUCAAAUUAUGACGGAAAUAUCCCUCUGCAGACAGCUUGUGCGGUCCCAGACUGGAUAAAUCCAUUUUGUACACUUUUAUUGGAGUAAAACCCUGGCAUUGAUGCUGGAGCGAGCUCACUACAGUGACAGUAUGUAGUGCGGUGCCCGCGCUCCGCACGUUUGAUGACGCUCCGCUGUAAACAUCACUGACGUGUUAGUCGCGUGAGGGAAUCUAUUAAACUUGGAAUUUGGCGAGCGACACUGUAUUCUUCACACCAACCUGCGCCUGCAAACCCAGCAACAUACGUCCACGCUGAGAUGGCAAGAAAAUCCCAAGUCCCGUCUGCGUAUUAUGGUGAACCUCGCAAGUUUGACCCAACAUUUAGAGGGCCAGUUUAUAACAGAGGCUGCACAGAUGUGCUGUGCUGUGUGCUCUUCGUCAUUGUCAUCCUCGGCUACAUUGCACUAGGCACUGUGGCAUGGAUUCAUGGAGACCCAAGGAAAGUCAUUUACCCCACGGACAGCACGGGUCAGUUCUGUGGGCAGAAGGGCACACCCAAUGCAAAGAAAGCCAUAUUAUUCUACUUCAACAUACUGAAAUGUGCCAGUCCUGCUGUCCUGAUAAACCUCCAGUGCCCUACUACUCAGAUGUGUGUUUCCAAGUGCCCAGAUCGAUUUGCAACGUACACAGAUAUGCAGCUCCAUUACAGAUUCAACAAGAGCCACUGGGAUUAUUAUAAACAGUUCUGCAAGCCAGGCUUCAAUAACCCCAAAAAGUCUGUGGCACAAGUGCUGCGAGAUGAGGACUGUCCAUCAAUGAUAGUGCCAAGCCGACCAUUUUUACAGCGCUGCUUCCCAGACUUCAUCACCAGAAAUGGCACCCUAACAGUCGCUAACAAAACAGCUUUCAAAGAUGCACUGGACACAGCCAGAAGUGUGACUGAACUUAGAGAUGCAGCCAAUGGCAUUACAAGUAUCCAUGAGGCCAAAGAGGUGGGAAUGAAGAUUGUGGAGGAUUAUGCCAGUUGUUGGUACUGGAUAGUGAUAGGGCUGGUCAUUGCGCUGGUCAUCAGUCUGAUCUUCAUCUUGCUGCUGCGAUUCACCGCAGGCUUCCUCCUCUGGUUCAUCAUCAUCGCUGUUAUCCUGCUCGUGGCCUACGGUAUCUGGCACUGUUACUGGGAGUUCACCGUUCUCAGACAGACCCCCGGAGCGGACGUCACUAUCUCUGACAUCGGCUUUCAGACUGACCUCCAUGUCUACUUACAGCUCAGUCAGACAUGGCUAGUCUUCAUGGUGACUCUGGGUUUGACUGAAGUCUCCAUAGUCUUAAUACUCAUAUUCCUGAGAAAGCGGGUUCGCAUUGCUAUCGCUCUGCUCAGAGAGGGCAGCAGGGCCAUCAGUUACAUCAUGUCCGCUCUGUUCUACCCCAUCAUCACCUUUAUGCUGCUGGCCGUCUGUAUCGCCUACUGGGCCAUGACUGCACUCUUUCUUGCAUCUUCUGGUGAUCCUGUUUACAAAGUCACAUCAGUUCAUCCCAACUGCAAGUACGCCAACCAAACCUGCAGUCCUGAGAGCUUCAACAGGACCAACAUCACCAAGCAGUGUCCAGGUGCUCAGUGUCUUUUUGCUUUUUACGGGGGUGAGAGCUUGUACCAUCGCUACAUCUUCAUCCUCCAGCUCUGUAAUCUGUUGGUCUUCCUCUGGCUGGUUAAUUUCACUAUUGCUCUGGGACAGUGCACCAUCGCUGGAGCUUUCGCCUCCUAUUACUGGGCCCGGAGGAAGCCCGCAGACAUCCCCCCCUGCCCAGUGUUCUCCUCUUUUUCCAGAGCCAUACGGUAUCACACAGGGUCUCUUGCUUUUGGCUCUCUCAUCCUAGCGGUGGUUCAACUCAUUCGAGUCAUUUUGGAGUAUCUGGACCACAAACUUAAAGGAGCUCACAAUGUGUUUGCGCGAUUCCUGCUCUGCUGUCUGAAGUGCUGCUUCUGGUGUCUGGAGCAAUUUAUACGCUUUAUGAACAGGAAUGCUUAUAUAAUGAUUGCUAUUUAUGGAAAGAACUUUUGCACAUCAGCGCGGGAGGCGUUCUAUUUAUUGAUGAGGAAUGUAGUGAGGGUGGCAGUGUUGGACAAAGUCACCGACUUCUUGCUCUUCCUGGGGAAACUAUUGAUAGCAGGGAGUGUUGGUGUUAUUGCCUUCCUCCUCCUUACACGCAAGAUACCCAUCAUCCAAGAGGAGGUUCCCGUGUUGAAUUACUACUGCGUGCCUCUCUUGACAGUAAUAUUGGGUUCAUACUUAAUUGCGCACAGCUUCUUCAGCGUCUAUGCAAUGUGUGUGGACACCUUGUUCCUUUGUUUCUGCGAAGACUUGGAGAGAAAUGACGGGACAACAGCCAAGCCUUUCCUCAUGUCUCCUGGCCUGAAAAGAAUUCUGGGAAGGGCCGAGCAGAGCCCUAAAAAGUCACGCGGAUAAAACCCUCUGAAUCUAUGAGAAUACCUUUAUCCGACUUACAGUACAUACUUAGCAUGCAUUAACUUACAGUAUAUUAAUAUCUAAAGUGGACUACAUUUUGUAAUGGGAGCUGAGGACUAUGGGAAGUGACGUGACCAUCCACCUCAAGAAAAGACCAAAGACUCUCUCUGCACUGUAACAGCAACUAACCCAGGACACAGAGCUUUGGCCUUUCUGACACAGACCCUACACUGCAUAUUAACAUGUUUGCCUCUUACUGCUGACUGCUGCCUUAUUCUGGGAAAAUGAUUACUGACAUUUAAAAAGCUGCCUGAGAUUGGACACCUUGAGAAAAGAAGCCCAACUUGAGAGUUAACGUUUGCUAUUUCAGCGUAAAUCCGAACGACCGAUUCAUUGAAUACAGUUUUCUUUUCUCACGUACGAUUAGAGCUGGUUUUACAGCUAAAACAAAUCCCAAUCUGAGAUUAAAAUGGUUUUCAUACAAUUCCUGCAGGAAAAACAAUGCACAUAUUGUUAUACAGAAUCACAUUUGACAUUUAAACAUCAAAAUACUUCAUAUUAAGCAUUUAUAUUUAACAUUCUAAAAAAAAUAUUUUGCUUAAUGAUUAUGUAAAUCCUAUUUAAUAACCUACAGCUGUAUAUUGAAGGAAUAUUUUUCAGGCUUAAUUUAAGUUAAACUCAAUCCACUGCCUUUGUGGCAUAAUGUUUAUGACAACAAAAAUAAUUUCGACUUGUCCCUCAUUUUCUUUAGUAAAAAAGGCAAAAAUCUAAGUUACUUCACAGUGAGGCAUUUAUAGUGAAAGUGAAUGGGCCCAUUUUUGGAGUAUUUGUAAAGCUUAAAAGCUAAUAGUAAUUAUUCUGUUGUAAUAUAUGAUCAUUUUUCUGUCAUUUAAGGGUUUAUAGCAUUGUAUAUACAGUUUUUGCACUCUGAAAUGAUGUUAACACGUCUUGUACACUCUGUAACCCAGAUUUUGGCUUUUUUUUUUUUUUUAAAAAAAGGAGGGACAGGUGGACAUUUAAUUUUUGUUAUUAUAUCAACAUUGUCACAAAUGCUGUCGAUUUCAGCAUUGCAGUUGUGAUGGAGUGCAAAGAUAUUUCCUGUAUUACAGUAGCUCAACUGCAGAUCAGAUGGACAAAACACUGCUAUGUAUAAAAACUAGGGCUGCAUCCGAAAUCGCAUACUUCCCUACUAUAUAGUAGGUGAAAAACAGUAUAUGACAAAAGAAGUAUGUCCGAAUUCACAUUACUCAUAAAAGGGAAUAGGCAAAAAGUAGCUAGAUGAUCUAUUAUCUCUGGCGAGAUUCUGAAGUGUGCAUAUGAUGGACACUUUACUCUCCCAUGAGGCCAUGGGAGAGGAUUUGUGAAUGGCAAUGCAACUAAAGCUGGUAGGUCACAUGAUAAUGACAUGACGAAUGUAGUAUUUCCAGAUUACAAUCAUACUAUACACAUUUAUACUAGAACAUAAUGUUUAAGCACUUAUGAAGUAACUUAUUCAAAACAAGUACCUACUCAAGAGAGUAUGGAUGUCGGACGCAGCCUAGGAAUCUCUUAAACCAAGUAUGCAUCCGUUAUAUUAAGGCAGCAUUCUUUGAGCUCUAGGUGUUCGGUUUGGUUUUCUUUAAACCCUUACCAUUGAAUUUAAAGAGAAAUGUACAGUUAAUGUAACAAUUCUACAGUCUUCCAGAUCAGUUCGAUAAUAUUUUCGGUUCAAUGAAACGUUCCUCUGAAUAUGAAGCACAGAGGUAUUCAUUAAAAUUUAAUGGCGAGAAUUACUGAACGUCUCUUACAUUGUCGUGACAAAAUGCAAACAGUGGUUUAUUUACAUGUAAAUAAUGAACACAUCACUACUGUAUGUGUGCUGUGCCACUUUAUUUGGGACUCAUGAAUGCAUGUCAGUUUUUCCCCCUGCUCAAAAUACUUUAACGUGAGGUUUAAAAGACUUUAAAAAGUACUCUAUACCUGAAAUCAGCAAAGGGCUUUCAUAGCAUUUUCUUUUCUGUGUAGUUGAAGUGAUUGUGAGUUAUCUGGCUUGCAGAAGGACAGUCACUGUAGACAAAGUACGUUUCUAAAUGCUUCCUUCAGGAUCGGCGAGUGAGAUGGAGUGAAGAAUAAGCACUUCACCUCCAGUAACAAUUUAUUUCCUGGAGAAGCUUAAAGAACCAAACCAUUGUUGUUUUUGUAGGUCCACUUUAAGGAUCUUUUUGAGAAUAAUUGGAAAUAUAAAAGAACUGUCCUUCUCAAAGAAGUCAUUUAGGUUUAUUUGUACUGUGAGAUACAAGAUUUAAGUGCUAUCGUUUUAUAAUCCUAGAUUAAAACACUUUUGUAAUGUUGUAGGAGUGGGUAUUUAUUGUAUUUGUACUUUUGUACCACAAAAUGGAAUUGUGAUUUUUAUAUUUAAAUGAAUAAAAUUAUUUAAAACA
This is a messenger RNA of Ctenopharyngodon idella (grass carp), 4936 nucleotides long. It is a transcript of the gene slc44a5a, whose product is annotated as solute carrier family 44 member 5a. Lineage: Eukaryota; Metazoa; Chordata; Actinopteri; Cypriniformes; Xenocyprididae. The coding region runs from base 369 to 2516 and encodes 715 amino acids. The record is from RefSeq and is a predicted model, not a curated record. The transcript has 22 exons. Gene Ontology annotation, molecular function: transmembrane transporter activity. Gene Ontology annotation, biological process: transmembrane transport. Gene Ontology annotation, cellular component: membrane.